Phytophthora nicotianae INRA-310 is the source of this 1790-nucleotide messenger RNA. RefSeq lists its product as hypothetical. The record is from RefSeq and is a predicted model, not a curated record. Gene Ontology annotation, cellular component: mRNA cleavage and polyadenylation specificity factor complex. Lineage: Eukaryota; Oomycota; Peronosporomycetes; Peronosporales; Peronosporaceae. Bases 423 to 1586 code for a protein of 387 amino acids. The transcript is spliced from 2 exons. Gene Ontology annotation, molecular function: mRNA binding.
GCCUCUUACUGAAAUCGAGUCAUCUGUUUCGGACUUAUUUCAAGCUUCUCGUUGUUAGAUGACACCACCAAUACUGUGGGGUCCACACAACUGCUCCCAGGCAGGUUCGGCUCCACGGUUUUAGAGCGUUGUACGACACUUAAAGAGCGCGUGAUCCCUCCAGUGCUCCAAAAAGUUCGCGCCAUGAGCAAUAAGUCCCGUGCGAGCUCCGCCAAGGAGCGCAGCGUCUUCGGUACGUCUCCAGACUGAGUGCAACCUGCGCCAUCUUCUCCAGUUGCGUCUCAGUUGCCUUCCUCAGCUUUUUCCGCUUCUCAACCCCCCUCCAGUCGCCUCUAACAUCAAUUUGCCCGUGCUGUCCACUCCUUUGAUGCUUUCAUUCAAACUUCUCAGUCGGAAACAUCCCAUACGAUGUGACGGAGGACAUGCUCAAGGAAAUCUUCUCGGAGGCAGGCUCAGUCAUGAAUUUUCGGCUUGUGACAGACCGAGAGACCGGCAAACCCAAGGGCUAUGGCUUCUGUGAGUAUGCGGACGGAGCGACGGCUCUGAGUGCCAUGCGCAACCUCAACGGAUACGAGAUCAACGGCCGGAAUCUCCGCGUGGACUUUGCCGACGGCGGGGAUAAAUCCAACAGUGCAGAGAGGAAACGACACGACAAUGGCGGCAACACACGUCCAGGUUCUGGCGGAGGAAACUUCAGAAACGGAGCGGAUGGGGGCCCUCCGACGAUGGUGACGGGGGAAAUGGCGAUCCAUUCCAUCGAGUCGGCGAUAGCUCGUUUGGGACCUGUCAAACUCUACGACAUGUUAGUGCAACUCAAAGAACAUGCAAGACAGAAACCGGAAGUGACCAAGAGCAUCUUGAUGGCGAACCCAGCACUCACUCACGCUAUCGUCCAGAGUUUCAAGACGCUUCAGAUCCCCAUUCCGUCGUCCACCGAGACUCAGCCAGUGCUGCUGGCUCCUCCUCCUAUGAUGCACCAGCCUCCACCGAUGGCUGGAAGGAUGAUACCGCCUCCUCCACGUCCACCGAUGAGUGGACCCAUGGGGCCUGGGCCUGGCAUUCUGGGCUUGGCACCUCCCGGUGUCCAACCCGCUAUGAUGGCUCCUCAUCCUGCUUCAGCACCAACCAAGUCUGGUGGUACUCGUUGGAGUGCUCGUCCUGGACCUUUGGCCACUCAGGGGGCUAGUGCUGCUAUGGCUAAUAGACCAGGAGUUGGUAUCCCUUCUACGAGCCCAAUGCACGCCCAACCACAGCCAGGUUUAAUGCCCACACCACCAGGCGCACCUCAGCCUAGUGGUCCCCCCAGUAGUAAUUUGGCGCAUGCGAAUCGGGAUCCGAGACGUGCAGGAAGAGACCCACGUUUGGCGAAGAGACCGUAUCCCAAUGAACAACCAGGACUGAUGCCGACACCUGGAGAGAACGACCCAUCGAAGCGAGCCAAACCCAGCGAAGCUGCACCCUCUGGACAAUUCGAUGCCAUCGCCGAACUCGCGCGCGAUAUGACCCCGCAAAAACUGGAUAUGCUGCCGCCGAACGAGCGACAAAUGCUUUUGGCCUUCAUGCAGCAGAAUAACAUCCCGUUUUGACGGAGAGAGGCAGAAGAAAUGUCCAUGAUAGCCAUAGGCUGAGUAUUCUACGGUUCAAUAAUCCGUGAAAUUAGUUGCAGUUUUCAACAACACCUAGUUGCUUCUGGUAGUGUGCAAUUGCAAUUGCAAUUGACAAUAUCAGUAGGUAUGAGAACGGAACACUCAAUAUUGCUAAAAAAAAAUAUGGAGCUCUUUUAUCAUCUA